Nannospalax galili (Upper Galilee mountains blind mole rat) is the source of this 4884-nucleotide messenger RNA. RefSeq lists its product as uncharacterized. Gene Ontology annotation, molecular function: RNA-DNA hybrid ribonuclease activity; nucleic acid binding; aspartic-type endopeptidase activity. Gene Ontology annotation, biological process: DNA integration; proteolysis; virion assembly. Lineage: Eukaryota; Metazoa; Chordata; Mammalia; Rodentia; Spalacidae. The record is from RefSeq and is a predicted model, not a curated record.
AUGGAUCAAUCACCAACUACCCCUUUAAGCUUAACUCUAGAAUACUGGAAGGAGGUCGUGGAGCGGGCCCACAACUUAUCAGUGGAGGUCCGAAAGAAGAAGUGGCAAAGUUUCUGUUCCUCUGAGUGGCCCUCUUUCGAAAAACGAUGGCCAAGGGAUGGGACUUUUGACCUUGCUACUAUCUUACAGGUUAAGGAAUACAUUUUCCACCCAGGACCCCACAGACACCCGGACCAGGUGGCCUAUAUAGUCACCUGGGAAGACUUGGCCCAGAACCUCACACCUUGGGCACAGCCAUUCCUGCCUCCUCUGGGAACCAGAGAGACUGAUCAAGGACUCCACCUGAGGAGGGACAGAGGGGGCCUUUCUGAUGGAACCUGGACUUCCCAGAUUUUUCCCCUCCAAACUGUAGGGGACAAGAUCCAGUACUGGCCUUUUUCAGCCUCUGACUUGUAUAAUUAGAAAACCCAUAACUCCUCUUUUUCUCAGGACCCUCAGGCUCUAACUGCUUUAAUAGAGUCUAUCCUCCUCACCCACCAACCCACCUGGGAGGACUGUCAACAACUCCUCCAGGCACUUUUAACCACAGAGGAAAGACAGCGAGUCAUCCUAGAAGCCUGGAAAAAUGUGCCCGGGCAGGAUGGGAGACCCACUCUGCUCCGAAAUGAAAUAGACAAAGGAUUUCCUCUGACCAGACCCAACUGGAACCACGAGACCCUGGCUGGUAGGGAGCAUCUCCGUCUUUAUCGCCAGACUCUGAUAGCAGGUCUCAAAGGGGCCGGAAGGUGCCCAACCAAUUUGGCAAAGGUAUGUGCUAUAACCCAGGGGGAAAAUGAAACCCCCACAGGGUUCCUAGAGCGCCUAAUAGAGGGAUAUAGGAUGUACACCCCUUUUGAUCCCACGGCCCAGGAGCGUCAGGUGGACCUUAUUAUGGCCUUCAUAGGACAAUCUGCUCCUGACAUUUGUGGUAAGUUCCAACGGCUAGAAGGCCUUCAGGGGUACUCCAUACAGGAUUUAGUAAGAGAAGCUGAAAGAAUCUAUAAUAGGUGAGAGACAUUAGAAGAGAACAGAAUCAGAAAAGAACAGGAAGCUAGAGAAGAUAAGAGAGAGAAAAAGAGAAAUAAAGAGUUAAGUCGAAUUUUGGCCACAGUAGUCCAGGGAGCAGGACCAGGUAGGGACCUGGGAGACAAAAGAAGAGGACAUUGGGCUCGAGAAUGUCCGAAGAAGCUGAACAGACUUCAAAAGAAAAUAACCCCAGUCCUGACUCUAGGGGACUAGGGAAGUCGGGGCCAGGAGCUCCCCCCUGAGCCCAGGGUAACCUUGAAGAUAGGGGGGCAAUUGACUACCUUCAUGAUAGACACAGGAGCUCAGCACUCAGUCCUGACAACAAUUGAGGGAACUAUGAGUUCCAAAACAGCUUGGGUCGUUCAAGGGGCCACCGGAAGAAAAACAUAUAGAUGGACCACAGAAAGAAAAGUGGACCUCAGUACAGGACGAGUCUCUCACUCGUUCUCAUUGGUCCCUGACUGUCCAUAUCCCCUUCUUGGGAGAGAUUUACUCUCUAAGCUGGGAGCCCACAUCCACUUCACUAGAAAGGGAGCUACCCUAAAAGGAAAGGAUGGAGCUCCACUACAAGUGUUAACCCUGCGACUGGAAGAUGAACAUCGGUUAUAUCAAGGACCGAUAGCAGGGACUCCUGUUAUACCUGAUUGGCUAAUUAAAUUCCCCUCGGCAUGGGCCGAUACAGGAGUUCCGGGACUAGCAUCCAACCAGCCUCCAAUAGUGGUCACUCUAAAACCAUCUGUAACCCCGGUUUCAAUCAAGCAAUACCCUACGAGCAGAGAGGCCCGAGAGGGAAUCAGACCCCACAUUCAAAGACUUUUACAAAUAGGCAUACUCUGCCCCUGUCAGUCCUCCCCUUGGAACACCCCGCUGCUCCCCGUGAAAAAGCCAGGAACGAAUGACUAUCGACCGGUCCAAGACUUAAGAGAAGUCAAUCGGAGAACAGAAGAUAUACACCCCACUGUUCCAAAUCCCUACAAUCUCCUGAGUUCCUUGCCUCCCAGUCACAGGUGGUACACUGUACUUGACCUGAAGGAUGCAUUUUUCUGCCUAAGGCUGAGCCCGGUUAGCCAGCCCAUCUUUGCUUUUGAAUGGAAGGACCCUGAAGCUGGAAUAUCAGGGCAACUAACCUGGAGGUGACUUCACCAAGAAUUCAAGAACUCCCCUACUCUGUUUGAUGAAGCUCUACAUCGUGAUUUGGCUGACUUUUGGGUAAGAAACCCACAGAUUAUGCUUCUUCAAUAUGUGGAUGACCUCCUCUUAGCGGCUGAGACAGAAGCUGGCUGUCUGCAAGGUACGGAGGCUCUCCUAUUGAGACUGGGAGAACUUGGAUACCAGGCCUCGGCAAAGAAAGCCCAGAUCUGCCUACAGCAGGUGAACUAUUUGGGCUACAGGUUGGAGGGAGGGCAAUGUUGGCUGAUGGAAAGCAGGAAACAGGCAGUAGCCUCUAUCCCCCCACCAACCUCAGCCAGAGUACUCAGAGAGUUCUUGGGAAGCACAGGAUUCUGUAGAUUAUGGAUACUGCUGGGCUUCACUGAAAUAGCAGCUCCUCUAUAUCCUUUAACAAAGAAUGGGACCCCUUUCGUCUGGGCAGAAGAACACCAGAGAGCUUUUGACAAAAUAAAAAGAGCGCUGUUGACGGCUCCAGCUCUAGGAUUGCCAGAUUUGACAAAACCUUUCACCUUAUACAUAGAUGAAAAUAAAGGGAUGGGAAAAGGAGUUCUUACUCAGACUUUGGGACCCUGGAAAAGGCCAGUGUCUUAUCUCUCAAAGAGACUGGACAAUGUGGCUGCUGGCUGGCCCCCAUGUUUGAGAAUCAUGGCGGCAAUAGCAUCCCUGGUAAAAGACUCAGACAAACUCACCAUGAGUCAGCCCUUAACUGUUAUAACACCACAUGCGGUGGAGUCCAUCAUUAGACAGCCCCCUGACAGAUGGCUGUCAAAUGUCAGGGUGACCCAUUACCAGGCACUACUAUUAAAUCCAGAAAAGAUUAAGUUUGGUAGCCCGGCCACCUUAAACCCCACCACGCUGCUACCAGCUCCUAAGAAAGGCACUGAGAUUCCCCAUGACUGCCAGCAAAUACUUGCGGAAAUGCAUGGGACUAGGGAAGACCUCACCGACCAGCCCCUAAUCGAUGCAGAUGCCACUUGGUAUACGGAUGGCAGCAGCUUUCUGUGAGAUGGUGAGCGCAAAGCGGGGGUGGCGGUGGUUGAUGGGGAGAAGAUAAUCUGGGCCCAAGCCCUGCCGGCCGGAACAUCAGCCCAACAGGCUGAAUUAAAAGCCCUAACCCAGGCCCUAAAAUUAGCAGAGGGCAAAAAGGUCAACAUUUACACCAACAGUCGCUAUGCGUUUGCCACAGCCUAUAUACAUGGGGAAAUUUACCAGAGAUGGGGACUCCUCGCCUUGGCUGGUAAGGACAUUAAAAACAAGGAAACAAUAGUGGACCUUCUGCAAGCCUUGUACUUGCCUAAAAAGGUCAGCAUCAUCCACUGCCCUGGACAUCAGCGAGGCCAGGGACCGAUUGCCCAGGGCAAUCUAAUGGCAGAUGAAGCCGCCCACCAGGCAGCAGAAAGCACCCAUGUCCUCUACACUCAUUCAGCCCUGAAGACUGAAAUUGAGACACAAAAAAGGGAGGGAGAGGCUCUUUUCACUUACACUGAACAAGAUCUGGAACUCGUCCGGAAGCUCAACGCUACCUUGGACCCAGAAUCUAAAAUGUGGGAAUAUCAGGAUCAAAUCAUACUGCCCCGAAAGGCGGCCCUUGAGUUAAUCUCCCAACUCCACCAGUAGACGCACUUAGGACACAAGAAACUAAAAAUGCUACUAGAAAGAGAAGAACAAAUCUAUUAUUUCCCAGACCUUAACCAGCUAGUCCAGAAGGUAAUGGGAGAUUGUGUCUCAAGUUCCCUGGUGAAUGCUUCAAGAUCAAAGGUCCCAUCUGGCAUGACAGAAAGAGGGACACGACCCGGGACUAAUUGGGAAGUGGAUUUUACUGAGGUCCUCCCAGGAAAAUAUGGUUAUAAAUAUCUCUUAGUGUUUAUAGACACUUUCUCAGGGUGGGUUGAAGCUUUCCCCACCCGGAAGGAAACAGCCCAGACUGUGGUGAAGAAAUUAAUUGAAGAAAUCUUCCCUCGAUUCAGACUGCCCAAGGUAAUUGGAUCUGAUAAUGGCCCAGCCUUCGUCUCCCAGGUAAGUCAGGGAAUGGCCAAAGCAUUGUGGAUUAAUUGGAAAUUACAUUGUGCUCACAGACCCCAAAGUUCAGGACAGGUAGAAAAAAUGAAUAGAACCAUUAAAGAGACCUUAACUAAAUUAGCUCUGGAGACUGGCACUAAAGACUGGGUACAGCUCUUACCUCUAGCUCUAUUUUGGGCUAGAAAUACUCCCGCUAUGCAUGGCCUGACCCCCUACGAAAUCCUCUUUGGAGGACCCCCUCCUGUCCUUAAUGUAACUUUGUCUCCCCUGCCCUCUUCUUUUGAUAACCCCAGCCUAAAAAAAAGACUUCAAGCCCUCCAGAUCAUCCAGAACCAGGUUUGGAGGCCCUUGGCUGCUCUCUACCGGCCUGGGAGUCCACGUACACCCCACCCCUACCAGAUUGGAGAUCAGGUGUACGCGAGAAGACACAACGUAAAGACUCUUGAACCACGGUGGAAAGGACCCUACAUGGUUCUCCUGACUAUGCCCACGGCCCUCAAAGUAGACGAGAUUUCGGCCUGGAUUCAUGCUUCCCACGCCAAGAGUGCCCUGGCCCAGGAGGACACUGGAAAAUGGCAUCUACACAAAACAUCCAACGCUCUAAAAAUAAGACUCUCCAGAGAUACCUAA